CGGAGCGAGGCUGCAGCGAGCCUGUGCGGAGCGCCGCGUGUCAAUGAGGACGGGCCAGGGCGCGCCCCUGCACUAGCGGCCGAAGCCCAGACGCCCGCGCUCCCGCUCCGGCAGCCCAGGCAGCCCAGCCCCGGCUCCCGCCGCCCCGGCCCCGGCCGCGCCCAGCCCGGCGAGGACAGCACCAGGAGGCGGCCACAAAGAGCCCCGGCGGCUUCUCUCGGCGGACCGGCCGGACCCGAGCGCGCGCGCGAGCCAUGUCGCUGGGCAGAGACAUGGAGCUGGAGCACUUCGACGAGCGGGACAAGGCGCAGCGCUACAGCCGCGGCUCGCGCGCCAACGGGCUGCCCAGCCCCACGCACAGCGCGCACUGCAGCUUCUACCGGACGCGCACGCUGCAGACGCUCAGCUCCGAGAAGAAGGCCAAGAAGGUGCGCUUCUACCGCAACGGGGACCGCUACUUCAAGGGCAUCGUGUACGCCAUCUCCCCAGACCGCUUCCGCUCCUUCGAGGCGCUGCUGGCGGACCUGACCCGGACUCUGUCGGACAACGUGAACCUGCCCCAGGGCGUGAGGACCAUCUACUCCAUCGACGGGCUGAAGAAGAUUUCCAGCUUGGACCAGCUGGUGGAAGGAGAGAGCUACGUGUGCGGCUCCAUCGAGCCCUUCAAGAAGCUGGAGUACACCAAGAACGUGAACCCCAACUGGUCGGUGAACGUGAAGACCACCUCGGCGGCCCGGCCCGUGUCGUCCCUGGCCACGGCCAAAGGCGGCCCCUCGGAGGUGCGGGAGAACAAGGACUUCAUCCGGCCCAAGCUGGUCACCAUCAUCCGGAGCGGGGUGAAGCCGCGGAAGGCCGUGCGCAUCCUGCUCAACAAGAAGACCGCCCACUCCUUCGAGCAGGUGCUCACCGACAUCACCGACGCCAUCAAGCUGGACUCGGGGGUGGUCAAGCGUCUGUACACCCUGGACGGGAAGCAGGUGAUGUGCCUUCAGGACUUUUUUGGUGACGAUGACAUUUUUAUUGCAUGUGGACCAGAGAAGUUCCGUUACCAGGAUGAUUUCUUGCUAGAUGAAAGUGAGUGUCGCGUCGUGAAGUCCACUUCUUACACCAAAAUAGCUUCGUCGUCCCGCAGGGGCGCCGCCAAGAGCCCGGGGCCGUCCCGGCGCAGCAAGUCGCCGGCGUCCACCAGCUCAGUGAAUGGAACCCCGGGUAGCCAGCUGUCCACGCCGCGCUCGGGCAAGUCGCCAAGUCCGUCGCCCACCAGCCCGGGGAGCCUGCGGAAGCAGAGGGGCUCUCAGCAUGGCGGCUCGUCCACCUCCCUGGCGUCCACCAAGGUCUGCAGCUCCAUGGACGAGAACGAUGGGCCGGGAGAAGGCGAAGCGGCGGAGGAGGGCUUCCAGAUCCCGGCCACCAUCACGGAGCGGUACAAAGUCGGGCGGACCAUCGGAGAUGGCAACUUCGCCGUCGUCAAGGAAUGCGUGGAGAGGUCGACGGCUAGGGAGUACGCUCUGAAAAUUAUCAAGAAAAGCAAAUGUCGAGGCAAAGAGCACAUGAUCCAGAACGAGGUGUCCAUCCUGCGGAGGGUGAAGCACCCCAACAUCGUCCUGCUGAUCGAAGAGAUGGACGUGCCCACGGAGCUGUACCUGGUCAUGGAGCUGGUGAAGGGAGGAGACCUGUUUGACGCCAUCACGUCCACGAACAAGUACACGGAGCGCGACGCCAGCGGGAUGCUGUACAACCUGGCCAGCGCCGUCAAGUACCUGCACAGCCUCAACAUCGUGCACCGCGACAUCAAGCCCGAGAACCUGCUGGUGUACGAGCACCAGGACGGCAGCAAGUCCCUGAAGCUGGGGGACUUCGGCCUGGCCACCAUCGUGGACGGGCCCCUGUACACGGUCUGCGGCACCCCGACCUACGUGGCUCCGGAAAUCAUCGCCGAGACCGGGUACGGCCUCAAGGUGGACAUCUGGGCAGCCGGCGUGAUCACCUACAUCCUGCUGUGCGGCUUCCCUCCAUUCCGCGGGAGCGGCGAUGACCAGGAGGUGCUUUUUGACCAGAUCUUGAUGGGGCAGGUGGACUUCCCCUCUCCCUACUGGGAUAAUGUUUCCGAUUCUGCCAAGGAGCUGAUCACCAUGAUGCUGCUGGUGGACGUGCAGCCGCGGUUCUCGGCCGUGCAGGUCCUGGAGCACCCCUGGGUGAACGAUGACGGCCUCCCGGAAAGCGAGCAUCAGCUGUCGGUUGCUGGGAAGAUCAAGAAGCAUUUCAACACCGGCCCCAAACCGAACAGCACAGCAGCGGGCGUCUCCGUCCUAGCACUGGACCACGGGUUUACCAUCAAGAGAUCAGGGUCUCUGGACUACUACCAACAACCAGGAAUGUAUUGGAUAAGACCACCGCUCUUGAUAAGGAGAGGCAGGUUUUCCGACGAAGACGCCACGCGGAUGUGAGGAGCCGCUACCAGGCGCAGCCAGCUCCGCCCGAGCUCAACUCGGAGUCCGAAGAUUACUCCCCGAGCUCCUCCGAGACCGUGCGCUCCCCCAACUCGCCCUUUUAGCCGCCCCCGCACUCCCGGCCCCCGCUUCGCCCUCUGAGACUCGGAGACGUUCUCCCGAGUUUAUUUACGUGAGAGACAGUGUCCCCCGAUCUAUCUAGCACCCCGCGCUCCGACGGCGGAACAGGACGCAUGUUUCCUGGCGUCUGUAGCGACCUCCCUGUGCCGGGCCCGACAAGGACCGGGGUCUGCGGAGACGGGCCCUCGCUGCCGCCGACAGGGUCCUCAGAGGGUUAAGGCGCCUUGGCGACAUUUUUAAACCUAAACUCAACGACUCUUUUCCUCGGUCAAGCCCGUGUGCGGCAAGCACACGCUAACCCUCUGAGGGCAUGGGCCGGGCGGGCACCCCUCGGGGGGUCGUCCAGACCUGGGACACACACACACACACACACACACACACACACACACGUGUCUUGACUUUGCUGCGGAUCCGGGAGUGUUUUCGGAUGCUGAGAUGUCUGGACCAGAGAGGCCCCCAGAGUGGUAACUGGCUUGUCCUUGCCCGUGGGUUUAGAACGUGGCAGGUUCGUGACUUAGGCAUAAGCGCCCCCGUUUCUUCUGCAUAAUCCGAUUCAGAAAGGGACUUUUUUCGUUGGAGGUAUGACCGUCAGCUGCCGUGAGGCCCGCAGCCCGAGUGGGGGGGGGCUGGGUCCGUGGCAAACAGCCUGCCCCCCCCCCGAAGGAAAAUGGUGCGCCCUCCCCCCAGCCCUCCUCCACGAAGAUGUGCUGACGAUGCCCCAGAAAUGCGGCGUCCACCUCAGCCUCGGCUCGCCCGCGGGCGGCCUCCCGCCGCGGCUCGUGCUUGGUGAGGGAGGGUCUCAGCUUGGGACACCUCCAGGAGACAAAACAAAGCAAAUCAAAUAACCAACAACUGGUGGAAAAGAGCAAUACAUUGCCAGGUGCUCUCUAGGGCUGGGGUUCCAAACAGAGAGAGGAGGUGAGACCCUGGUGUUUUUCUCACCUGCUUUUUCACGCCCUGCGUCUUCAGUGUGAGGUCCACACCGUCCAGUCCGCACACGGGAGGCUGGGGCUGGGGGGGACGAGAGGCCAAGGGCUUUGCAAGGUGGCCAAGGGCAAAGCGCAGUGAGAGAACGACCCGGAACAUCCCUAACGUGGCUUUUAAGGAAACGAGCCGCUGGUGAGUGUGCACCGUCACGUUCCCUGCGCAGACUCUCCCGGGAGGGACCGGGAGGAGGGCGGGCAGGCGUGCCCCCCGGGCGACCCCUUCCGCUCCCAAGGUGACCUUCCCACAGGCCACUGUCUGUCGCUGUCCAGAGGGACCCCUCGUCUUCCUCGCCUCUCUGUGGGCCGAGUCCCGUCUGCGAUCCGAGUUUUCACUCCCGCCACCGUUGAGUUUUUUCUGGAAUGCACGGUCACCGUGAUGCUUAGGGCAGAGGCUAGCCGCGGGGCCUCGGAGGCGGGGUCCCGUGUGCUCGGUGUGGGACCCCGGAGAGCCAGUGAGUGACGUUCGUGACCUUCGCACCUGCACGGCUGAGCGGCACUUCCUGGCCCUGUUUGGAGCACGUCCCAGUUCCUGCAGGUGUCCGGCCUUGCCCCGGUCGGUUCCUUACUUGCAGAUGCACGUCGGCCUUCAGCGGCUGACCUUGGCCCUUCCCCUCCUAAGCGGUGGGCUCUCCUGACGUAGACUUUAAGAUCCUAACGUGUCAUGAUUUUCACGUCACGGUGUGCUCAAAGUUUUUGCUCUGCUACACGUAGGUUAUUUCUUGGGUCCGCAUUGCCCUGGCAGGUAAACGGCAGGUCAUUUACCGAGCGGUGCCCCCGGGGAGCCCCGAGACCACACCGCACAGCAGCAGCGCUGAGCAGCCUGGCCCAGUCGGGUGCGGGGUGGGGGCACGGGGCGUAACGCCAGGGAGGGUGUGCGGGAAGGUCCCCAUCGGGCUGUGCCCUGGACUGGUCAGAGAGGACGCUGUCUCAGAAGGACGAAGGGAAGCUCCGCUCCCAGUGCCUCCGGAGUGGCCAGGCAGCUCAGGCCCCCGACUCGGAACCUGCGGACGUGAAGAAUCCCGCGGGCGGAGCCCUGCCCGCGGGGCCUUGUCGCUCUCCUGCCUUUCCCCGGCUCGCUGCUCUUCCCGCCAGCACCCCGUGCAUCACGCCGGCAUCUGGGACUCAGAGCCCGCAGCUCGCGGCCCCGGCACACCGCAGGGGCCCCUCAGCCUGGGGAGCCCGGCGCACGGCUGCGGGAGGGGUGGUCCGUGCCGGACCCCACGCAGUGGCGUGUGGCCUGCCAAGUAGGGAUACCGAGGGGCCGGACGGGAGGCCGUGCUUUCCGCAUCAAGCCGCCGGGACCCCGGACACCAGGGCCGCACUCGAGGUUCCCCGACAAGCACAAGGCCCGCUGGCAACGGGGGGGAGGCUCCAGACGCCGGGCUUUCGGCCCGCGCUUCCUCGUUUUUUCCCCGACAUUCCCGGGAUAGUUCGAGGUUGAAGUAAUUAAGUGGUGGUGUUCUUGAAGGAAUUCCUAUGACCACAUCGCCCUUUUUUCUUUUUUCCAUUUUGUCAUCGAAUAGAUAUGUACCAUGACGGCAGUGAACCUCUGUGAUUACCGAUUCAGUCACUGCCUCACGCAGCCCCCUACUUUUUCCUCUGUAUUUGAUCGCAUUCUUGCCGCCGUGGCCUGGUGGGUGGGGCUGUCUUUCCUUCGGGAACACAGGGCCGGCGUGCGGCAUGUUCUAGGGGACUGUAAGGCCCAGCUCUCCCGCUCCGUGGUAGACGGGCGAAGAAAGAACUCUUGCAUUCCUCGCAUCGUGUACCUCGCCUCUGCAGACAAGGGCCGUUCGCAGCGAUGAGUGCUUUCCUGCCCCUGACGUUGCAGCCGAACCCCUUUCACGCAUCACAGCCAACGAGCCUGUGCUUUGCUCCCCGCCAUUAGAAGGAACGGUGAGGUUUCGGUCCCUGGAGGUGUUUCCACGGUAGCCCUCGCCUCCCUGACGCAUGGUGCACAUGAGAACAAGCAGAGAAAAACGCAAAUAAACGACUGAAAAUGCUUGGUGUUUCGUAUUCGGUGAGACGCGUGUGGGCUGCCCAGCACCACCCGCCCCACCCCUCGGCUUGCGGUUAACAGCCCCGUCAGGUGCUGUGGAAAGAAAGCAAUAUAUACGUGCAUGAAGGCUGCAGUUGCAACCCUUUCCCCUUUGAAGCGUGUUUCAGUUGGGGGAAAAAAAAGAGGAAAGAAAAAUUGGCUUCGCUUAGAGGGUCACGGAGCUACCAUCCGACCAGAGCUCACGCACAUUAAAUCACAGCUGUUUGCUGGCCACGGGCGCCCGACAGGCGACUCGGUCCCCGUGCGGGGGCGCGGCUGGGCUCGGGUGGCGGGGAGCUUUCUCAACGUUACGGCGUUGCCUGCCAGCCCUUCUCAGGGUGACUGUCGCAUUUCCGUGAUAAACUGUUUUCAAAGGUUUUUAAUUUGGCCAUAAAAAGGUGCCCCGGGCUGGUUUCCUCUGCACUGAAGGUCUGACCCGGAGUGAGGGUUCAUCGCCUCCUGCUCUCUGCCCGAUUCUCCUGAGGAAAGAACAGCCAAAACGCAAGCAAGCAAGCAAGCAAGCAAACAAACAAAGCCUGGUACAGCUUCGCCUGCAUCGUCCCUUCAGAACUUUGGAAAGCCCCGAGACCCAAGAUGGCAGCUGAAUGGAAUUAUUCCUUAGGAUGUGCGUUUCAAAAAAAUCAAAUUAGGAGCCACCUGGUAUAUACUGUAGAUAACGUCGCUUUUCUAUAAUUUGUAAAUCACUACAGUUUUCAAUGCUACCUGAUCUUCUCCGUCCAAGCAAAGUUGUUUAAAAGCUCGAAGGUGGUCCUUCCGAGGGUUAGCGUGCCCUGGGUGUUGUCUGCCACUUGCAUUCGGCGUUUGGGAGAGACACCCUCAGCCGAACCCUUGCACUGCAUGCCGUGGGGAGGGGGCAGAUGCCCGCUUCCGUAGGAGACAGGGGUACUCUUUUUUUUAAACUUAAACAUCAAGUUCCAUGAAGCCAAUUCAAGUCUGUUGGGGAAAAGAGUAAUUAAAACUCUCCCCCAAAGUAACCACUUUUGGUCAAUUCAGAUGUGGUGAGGCGCGUGUCGGUGAACACACUUGAAACGAUUUUUGUUUAAAAGCACAUCGACCCACAACCCUUGAGGACACGCUGAUGGGCUUUUCAAAUGGGCUCAGCGGCGCUUGUGCACGAAGCAGGAACACGUGGGUGGGCUCCCAGGGACGGCCAUCGUCACGGGAGUCUGGAAUGUGUAUGUCACGAUGUCCUGGCGGUGGAGGGGACAGUCUCUGAGGUGCCCGUAGUUCAAACACGCGGCCGCAUGCCGAGGGAAGUGUAAGGCCCCGAGCUGGUGGGAAACGGGAAGCUCAGCGCAAGAGGCUCCAGGUGCCUCUGGCGGAGGUGGGGGUUCCCCCCCUUUACUUUCGCUCCCCUCCCCCGCAGCCCCCAUGGUCGUGGUCGUGCUGGGGCUCCAACACGGAAACUGCCGCGAUCAUCUUUCAGGGAGGGCGUGUCCCACGGGCAGGUGUUUGGACCGUGAGGCUCACAGCAUCUUGCCCUCGGGGACCAGGGAGAGAUCUCAUUUCUUUCUUUCGGCCCCGGAGGAAAGGCAGGGUCUGCCCUGAAACCAAACCCUCGAACCUCAACACCCUCCUCUUCUCGUCCGCCGAGAGCCCGUAAUGGUUCUCCAAGCCUCUGCUGUGGGUUUUAAGAGAACGUGGGACGUCGAAAGGGAUGAUAGAGAUGCUGUCCUGUCACUUGCUUCCCGUCCACCUCGCUGCGGUGAGAAAAAGACCUUGAACCGUUCUCUAGGGGCAAUUCCUCACUUGCCAUUGACGUUAAUCUGCGAUGUAUUCUCAGAAAAAAAAAAGUAAAAAGAAAUUGAAACCGGUCCAAGGUUAGGGUCAUAUCCUCGAUAACUUUUUAAAAAUUUUAUGAAGAAAUUAAUAACGGCCUUUUUUCAUUCUGGCUGAAAGGAAAGUUAUUAAAAGAUUAGUUGAGUGUGAAAUUAAAUAGUAUUUUGGUCAUGCAUACUGAAAAGGUGGGCUAGGAACUCGAUGCAUUUAAGCAAGUUUCUGAAAGGUUUCAAUGUGGGGCAAGAAAGAAAGUUCAAUAUUUCCUUUGAAAAGACUGAAUUUGUCAAUUGCUGCAUGGAUCAGGUGGCAUAGGUUAAUUUUUGAUUUUGAGACUCUUAAUGGAAGAACUUUCCAACGAUUUGUAUCCAUGAUUAAAGCUGGAAUGAGAUCCAAUUUUUUCCUAAUCUCUCCGUUUAAGCUAAUAAAUGUAGGUUACUGUGGGAUGAAGUCAUCUGUGGUAUACGAUGUUCAUUUAUCAACUGAGCUUUUUUGAUGUUGCCUGUUUUUAUGUAAACCAUGUUCUUAAAGUUAAUAAAAGAAUAGUACUCGGUGUAUGAA
Molecule: messenger RNA, 7949 nt
Organism: Phyllostomus hastatus (greater spear-nosed bat)
Lineage: Eukaryota; Metazoa; Chordata; Mammalia; Chiroptera; Phyllostomidae
Gene: DCLK1
Product: doublecortin like kinase 1
Exons: 18
Coding region: 255-2447 (730 amino acids)
Biological process (GO): protein phosphorylation; axoneme assembly; photoreceptor cell development
Cellular component (GO): axoneme; neuron projection
Molecular function (GO): protein kinase activity; microtubule binding; ATP binding
Source: RefSeq, a predicted model, not a curated record